AUGGUCCUUGACACCUUCAAGAACUGUGAAGGCUUGUCUCGCAUCGCCUUCUUCCAGACCGACCACCUGGUCAUGGCCGGCAAGGUGGUCAGCUGCCAGUCCGAGUCUGAGGCAGGAGCCGGGGAGGUCAUGACUGCCUUCAAGAAGUUUGACCAGGAUGGCAACGGCCGCAUCAGCCGCGCAGAGCUCUCGACCGUCCUCAAGAGGCUGAACCCCACUUGGAAUGACGCGGAGCUUGAGAGCCUCAUGGCGAAUGCCGACAAGAACAGCGAUGGAUCACUGCAGGUUGAGGAGUUCGUGAGCUGGCUCUUUGCGUCGGGUAUGAACGCCUGA
Symbiodinium natans is the source of this 333-nucleotide messenger RNA. NCBI's taxonomy places the organism in Eukaryota, Dinophyceae, Suessiales, Symbiodiniaceae. The record is from the annotation of a GenBank genome assembly.